This is a messenger RNA of Aplosporella prunicola CBS 121167, 601 nucleotides long. RefSeq lists its product as uncharacterized. NCBI's taxonomy places the organism in Eukaryota, Fungi, Ascomycota, Dothideomycetes, Botryosphaeriales, Aplosporellaceae. The record is from RefSeq and is a predicted model, not a curated record. Gene Ontology annotation, biological process: vesicle-mediated transport; protein secretion. The transcript is spliced from 4 exons. The coding region runs from base 35 to 601 and encodes 188 amino acids. Gene Ontology annotation, cellular component: Golgi membrane.
UCAUCACCACCACCCAAGCCACAAAGCCAUAGCCAUGGACAUCAAUCAGCAGGGCGAGCUGAACUGGCGCCUCAGCAGCCACCCCAUCACGCUGCUGUGCUUCCUCUCCUUCCGCGUCGCCAGCCUCCUAACCUACCUCCUGGGCCUGCUCUUCACCGACAACUUCGUGCUCAUCUUCAUCAUCACCAUCAUCCUCCUCGCCGCCGACUUCUACUACCUCAAGAACAUUGCCGGGCGCCGGCUGGUCGGGCUGCGCUGGUGGAACGAGGUGGACACGGCGACGGGCGAGUCGCGCUGGGUCUUUGAGUCGGCCGACCCGGAGACGCGCCACAUCAACGGCACGGACAAGCGCUUCUUCUGGCUGAGCCUGUACGUGCAGCCCGUGCUGUGGGUGGCCCUGGCCAUAGUCGCGCUCGUCAAGUUCGAGUUCAUCUGGCUGACGCUGAUCGUCAUUGCUUUGGUCCUCACCAUCACCAACACCCUCGCCUUCUCGCGCUGCGACAAGUUCAGCCAGGCUACCAACUUCGCCGGCACCGCGUUUUCGACCGGCGGCCUGGCAAAGAACAUCGCCAGCGGCAUGAUCAGCCGCGUUUUCCGCUAA